AAAUGCAAUGCGCUUGUUGACUCCGCUACUGCAUCUUGAGUCGCAACUGCGCUGCUAAAUUUUGCGCUGCGACGAAAUCAGGAACCUUGAGUCAGUUUUGGUUGUGUUUCUUCUUGAUAUAAAAUUUAUACGACCUUAUCAGAAUGUCUAAACGAGGACGCGGAGGAGCCUCCGGCUCGAAGUUCCGGAUUUCUCUUGGUCUACCGGUUGGAGCCGUAAUCAACUGUGCGGAUAACACUGGAGCGAAAAACCUAUACAUUAUUGCCGUGGGUGGAGUAAAAAGCCGUUUGAACAGACUGCCAGCUGCCGCCGUCGGGGACAUGAUUAUCUGCACAGUCAAGAAGGGAAAACCUGAGUUAAGGAAAAAGGUUAUGCAAGGCGUGGUAAUCCGUCAACGAAAAGCCUUCCGAAGAAAGGACGGUAUGUUUAUCUACUUCGAAGAUAAUGCCGGGGUUAUUGUGAAUAACAAAGGCGAAAUGAAAGGAUCAGCCAUCACCGGCCCAGUCGCCAAGGAAUGUGCAGAAUUAUGGCCGCGUAUUGCAUCUAACGCCGGCAGCAUUGCUUAAGAAGAUCACUUGUUUAACUUUCUCGAUCUUUUCUUUAUGACUGUCUUCUGUCACCCAUCUUUACCCAGGCAUUUGAAUAAAAGCUUCGCUAUGCGA
This is a messenger RNA of Paramacrobiotus metropolitanus, 662 nucleotides long. RefSeq names its product 60S ribosomal protein L23. Lineage: Eukaryota; Metazoa; Tardigrada; Eutardigrada; Parachela; Macrobiotidae. Bases 144 to 566 code for a protein of 140 amino acids. The record is from RefSeq and is a predicted model, not a curated record. Gene Ontology annotation, cellular component: ribosome; cytosolic large ribosomal subunit. The transcript has 4 exons. Gene Ontology annotation, biological process: translation. Gene Ontology annotation, molecular function: large ribosomal subunit rRNA binding; structural constituent of ribosome.